Molecule: messenger RNA, 1251 nt
Organism: Nicotiana tabacum (common tobacco)
Lineage: Eukaryota; Viridiplantae; Streptophyta; Magnoliopsida; Solanales; Solanaceae
Source: RefSeq, a predicted model, not a curated record
AUGGGGAAUAGGCAUUUCAAAUAUUUCAACAUGUGGAGUAUGGAUCCAGAUUUCAAAGAUAAAGUGGCUGAAAGCUGGAACAAGGAAAUUAAUGGAACAAAAAUGUACCAAAUAGUAGGGAAGGUAAACAGAUUAAAGAGAGUAUUAAAGCAACUAAACAGAACAAAAUUCAGCAACAUAGAAGGAAAAGAAGAACAAGCUAAGAAGGAUUUGGAGGAAUGUCAGCAACACACACAACAAAAUCCCCUAAACCAAGGUCUUAUUGAAAGAGAGCAGCAACUGGCAAGCAGAUACAGGAGAAACAAGAAAGCAAGUGACCAGUUCCUGAGGAAGAAAAGUAAAGUACAAUGGCUGAAACAAAGUGACAAAAACAACAAGUACUUCCAUAGCUACAUGAAGGAAAGAAGAAAUGCUAAUAGGAUCUUAUCUAUCAAGGCUAAGGGAAACAGGGUGACAAAUGUGGAAGAGAUAGUAGAGGUUUUUGUGGAAUUCUAUUCAAACUUGCUAGGAUCUACUACAGACAAGAGAGAACAUGUUUACAGUCCACUGGUAAGGGAAGGCAAGAUAGUAACAGAGGGGCAAAGACAAUUUCUGACAGAAGAAUUCACAGAAAAAGAAGUCAAACAAGCUUUGUGGAAAAUAGAUGGUGAGAAAGCUCCAGGACCAGAUGGGUAUAGGAGUAAAUUUUUUAAAGAUAGUUGGGAAAUAACAGGUAAAGCUCUGAAGGAGGCAGCACUGGAAUUUUUUGAAUCAGGGAAACUGUUGAAAACAAUGAACAGAACAGUUUCACAAUUGAAGACUAUUCUACCAGACAUAAUUUCAGAAAAUCAAAUUGCUUUUGUAGCAGGGAGAACAAUCAUACAGAAUAUUCUAAUAUGUCAAGACUUGGUUAGGCUAUACAAGAGGAAGGCAGCAACAAAAAGUUGCCUGAUUAAAAUAGAUCUCAAGAAGGCCUAUGAUUCAAUAGAGUGUGAGUUUGUGGAAGAAAUGCUACACGCUCUAAACUUCCCUAUGAAAUUCAUUAGGUGGAUCAUGGAAUACAUCUCAACACCACAAUAUACAGUGGCAAUCAAUGGAGGAUUCUAUGGAAAUAUAAAAGGGAAGAGGGGUCUGAGACAAGGAGAUCCAAUAUCUCCUCUACUCUUUGUAAUAUAUAUGGAGUACUUCUCAAGGAUAAUGAAGCAUGUAACACAGAUGGAGGGGUUUAGAUUCCACACCAAAUGUAGAAGCUUGCAGCUGAAUCAUUUAUGA